Sphenostylis stenocarpa is the source of this 1113-nucleotide messenger RNA. Lineage: Eukaryota; Viridiplantae; Streptophyta; Magnoliopsida; Fabales; Fabaceae. The record is from the annotation of a GenBank genome assembly.
AUGACAUUCUCAGCUGCCUCACGACUAGCCAAUCUUCGGCGACACUUGGAUUUCACCGAAACUGUCAACAAGGCUGAACAUUCAAUCAAGGUGAAGGUAGCCGCAGAGGUUUCUGAAGCAUUAUCACUGGGGCGUGCGGUUGUUGCUCUAGAAUCUACCAUCAUUUCGCAUGGGAUGCCAUAUCCUCAAAAUUUGGAAACUGCAAAAGAGGUGGAGCGUAUUGUAAGAGAGAAUGGUGCAGUUCCUGCUACCAUUGCAAUUUUAGAUGGCACGCCAUGUGUAGGUCUAAGUCUAGACGAACUUGAAAGACUGGCUACUCUGGGAACUAGUGCUCAGAAGACCGCUCGAAGGGACAUUGCAAAUGUUGUGAGUGUCUUGGCAUUGUACAUCAUAUUUAUAAUUUAUGUAUAUCAAUAUGUUGUAGCAGAAGGACUUGGAACCGAAGAACCAAUAGAGGCAGUGAAAGCGGUAGCUCGCGGUGGAAAUGGUGCUACUACUGUUUCUGCAACAAUGUUUUUUGCUUCUAUGGUUGAUAUUCCCAUCUUUGUGACUGGGGGGAUUGGAGGAGUCCACCGACAUUGGGAACAUACUAUGGACAUAUCUUCUGAUCUCACUGAGCUAGGCAAAACACCUGUUGCAGUUGUAUGUGCUGGUGUAAAAUCAAUAUUAGAUAUUCCUAGGACGCUUGAAUAUCUGGAAACACUAGGUGUAUGUGUUGCUGCCUACAAGACUAGUGAGUUUCCUGCAUUUUUCACUGAAUCAAGUGGGUGCAAGGUAUCAUGUCGAGUAGAUAGCCCCGAAGACUGUGCUUGCUUAAUAGAAGCAAGCUUCAAACUGAAGCUAGGAACUGGAAUUUUGAUCGCGGUUCCUAUUCCUCAAGAACACUCAACUUCUGGACGCAUAAUUGAAUCUGCCAUUCAGAAAGCCAUUAAAGAAGCCAGGGAAAACAAUAUAACAGGGAGUGCUGAAACUCCUUUCUUGCUUGCUCGAGUAAAUGACCUUACUGGAGGCGCCUCACUUGCUGCAAAUGUUGCUCUUGUGAAGAAUAAUGCUCUUGUUGGAGCUAAAGUAGCAGUAGCCCUUGCCCAAAUAAGAGAAAAUGGUCAGAGGUGA